Messenger RNA from Debaryomyces hansenii CBS767, 1110 nucleotides. RefSeq lists its product as uncharacterized. The coding region runs from base 1 to 1110 and encodes 369 amino acids. NCBI's taxonomy places the organism in Eukaryota, Fungi, Ascomycota, Pichiomycetes, Serinales, Debaryomycetaceae. The record is from RefSeq and is a predicted model, not a curated record. The transcript has a single exon.
AUGUCUGACUCGUUUAUGGUGCGUCCUACGACUGCAUUUAUGAAGGUGUUUGAUAAGUUCUCAGCUAUAUCCGGGUUUGGUAAUACGUCGGGCAAUAAUACCGAUAAUAUAAACAGUUUUGCAAACAGUGCCAGCAAAGAUAAAAAGCAGAAUAAUGUUCUGGCAUCACAAUUGCAAAAUAAAAUAGGAAAGAUUUCAAGACUCGAAAAUAGGCUUAUGUCUUUACAAGAUAGUCUCACCAGCGAUUUAAUUGACUGGGGAUCAGGGAUUCCUAAUCCUGAUAGUGAGCGUAUGGUUAAGAACUUCAGUUUGUUGUUGGCAGCUCAGAAGGAUUCUAGUGUACUAAUAAUUGAAAAAUUAGACAAGCUCAAGUUGAAUUUGGCGUUUGUAAACGAAAGAGAAAAGAAACAGAACGAUCUACUUGCUGCAAAAACAAAAAUAUUAAAACAGUUGCGCUACAGUGAAGUAAAAUAUGGCCCAAAUGCUUCUUCAACGACACUCUUGAAAGAAAAAUUGGAAGAAAAUGUUUGUAAUUUAGGUGUUGUUGAAAUACAAUACAUAAGGGCCAUAACAAAAAAUUUGAAAGAUGCAUUAAUUGAUUACUUAUAUGCCUUGCAGUCUGUUUCGGCUAAUAUAAGUGAGGCUACUAAUGAUUAUUACGAGGUUUUACUAUCCUUGGAAUCGGGUCAUGAUUUGGCACGUAAUUCCCCUAGAAAAAUUGGUAAUGGAAUGGGCAUAGGUGUUGGAUUGAAUAAUAGGAAAGAUCUUAACUUUAAUACUUCAAAUUCGUAUGGGCUUCUGAGUAAAUCGGCAAAUGAUGCUGACUAUAGCCUGCCCAAGAAUAGUGAUUUUCAGGAAAGAAAUAGCCCUAUAAGAAUGACCUCACAAGUUGUUGAAGAUUAUCAGAAUUAUACAAAUUGUGUUGAAUGCCAGAAAAAUAACAAGUAUCACCAUAGACUUAUCACCCCUUGUACACACAACGGUCAAAAUAUUGACUCUAGAACCUCCAAGUCCACACAUAUGUCAGCUACACGAAUUUCCCCUGAUAGCAUUAGUGAACAGGGAUUUGAAAUAAAAGAUGGCUACCUGCCUAGUGAACAUUGGAAUUAA